AUGGAGGUUUUUCCUUUUGCAAUUCACCUUUCCAAAGGAACACAGUUAGCCCUUGCACCAGUUGUUCUCGGUAACCUUUACAGAGAUUUGAGCUCAUUGAAACAAUACAUGAUUGAUUCGAACAAAUUGGGAGGUUCUGUUUCAGUCUCUGAAUAUGAUGGUUCAAGGCUUGUUCUUCGUGCGCCUUUCCAAUUAGUACAGGUUUGGGCUUGGGAGAGAUUCCCAACAUUAGGGCCACUACCCAAUUUCAUCAAAUGUGGAGAGCCACGUUUGGCCAGGUGGAACGGAGUAAAAAAGGCGAAAGUUGAGAAUGUGGGGUUAACCUUAGACUCUGCCGGUGAGUGUUUUCAAUGGCGACCAUAUGCUACAGUUGUGAACAAUGGGAUGUUGAGUAAGUUUUAUAGGGAAAAAGAAGAGUGGGUUGCGGUUGAAUCUUGUGUGUAUGAAGAAAUUGAGUCAUUUGUGCGAUGCUUGAGAGUUAGUGAAUUGGUUGGAUUAGGCUGUAUAGAACAGUAUCUUCCUCAUCGUGUAGCAAUGCAAUUUGGGUUGGAUCAAGAUCUUCCUGGCUAUGUCCCUCGAUGCAAUGUGAGUUCUGAAGCUGCUUGGAGGAACUAUAAUAGGCCGAUUAAAGAUACUAAAAUCUAUAUACCACCCCGGCUUUUUGAGUCUGAUCUUACCACCCGGUAUAUGGAGUGGUGGAAACAAUUAAUGUUGGCUAGGGAAGAUGCAAUUAAGGGUGUUGUGAGGCAGUGCCGUUCAAGGACUUACAAAAGAUUGCCACGGACUUGUUGGGGAAACAAGGAGGAUACCUCUGCUCCUCCAGGUUUUCUUUCCAAAAUUGAUGUUGUGGAAGGUGGGGGCUGUGCUGAAGAGGAUCAUCUAACAGUACUUGAAAUGUUGAGACGUAAUAAGAAGCACGACAUUGUUGAAAAUGGAUUGGUUGGUGAAGUUAAGCUGGUUGGCACUAAUUUGCAAAGUUCAACUUCAUCAGAAGCUAGUGUUGAUGUUGCUGAGAAGAUUGAGUUGCUGAUGAAACCUGUAGAAAUGAGUAUGCCGAAAAGGGGUUCAGUGGGACGAACAAAGAGAGUCUUAGAAGAUCAAAAUAUGGUUGGGAUCAACAACAAUGAAGAAGAAAUCAGUAAAUAUGGUGGAAAUGGAUUGGUUGGUGAAGUUAAGCUGGUUGGCACUAAUUUGCAAAGUUCAACUUCAUCAGAAGCUAGUGUUGAUGUUGCUGAGAAGAUUGAGUUGCUGAUGAAACCUGUAGAAAUGAGUAUGCCGAAAAGGGGUUCAGUGGGACGAACAAAGAGAGUCUUAGAAGAUCAAAAUAUGGUUGGGAUCAACAACAAUGAAGAAGAAAUCAGUAAAUAUGGUGGAAAUGGAUUGGUUGGUGAAGUUAAGCUGGUUGGCACUAAUUUGCAAAGUUCAACUUCAUCAGAAGCUAGUGUUGAUGUUGCUGAGAAGAUUGAGUUGCUGAUGAAACCAGUAGAAAUGACUAUGCCGAGAAGGGGUUCAGUGGGACGAACAAAGAGAGUCUUGGAAGAUCUAUAUAUGGUUGGGAUCAACAACAAUGAAGAAGAAAUCAAUAAAUAUGGUAAAAUUGAGACACCGGGAUUGGAACUCGAGGCUCGUAUUAGCAAGCUUGAGAAAGUGAUUGCUGGGCUAAAAGCAGCAAAAUUUGGGUACUAGUUAAAAAAUAUAUUAAGAAAAAAGAAAAGAAAAAAGAGUCUACCAUAGAAAGUCCUACUGAGCUAUAAUUUGGUUAUACAUGAUACAUGGCUGCUGCAUUUGCGCAAAAAAUAGCAGUAGUUACUAAACAUGAUUGCGGGAACAAAUAGAUUGUAUAGCGGGAAUUGCCAUGAA
Messenger RNA from Camellia sinensis, 1860 nucleotides. The record is from RefSeq and is a predicted model, not a curated record. Lineage: Eukaryota; Viridiplantae; Streptophyta; Magnoliopsida; Ericales; Theaceae.